AUGUUCUGCGCGAAGCUGAAGGAGCUGAAGAUAUCCGGAGAGUGUCCGUUCUCCAGCCGCGCCGGGCGCGACGAGCGCGGAGACUUUGAGGAGCGCUCAACUGACGCUGCGGAUGUGCUGCCGAUUUCUGAGGACGUGCACGGAAAAACAGGCGAGGAUCUACCUCAGCAGAAGCCCAGCAGAGCCAAAGUUAACCUGCACACGCUCGGGGAGAGCAUCCGAAAACUGGCAUGUCCCGAGUUUGAAAGGCUGCAUGCUGCCCUCCGACGACUGAUGAGGCUGUCGGACCACAGCAGGGGCUCUGGCAGUCCGAUAAUUUGCUGUGCAGACUCUCAGAGUUGCAGCGACGAGCCAGAGCAUUUAGUGGAAAUGAUGAACGUUUACUCAACCAAAACAGAAACCCAGAUGGAAGCUCUGAGAGUGGCUCUUGGCGAGGAGCUCUUCAACAUGUGUUACGAGGAGGACGGACACAUUUUGAGGGUGGUGGGGGGGGCUCUCCACGACUUCCUCAACAGCUUCAAUGUCCUGCUGAAACAGAGCAGCGCGCCGCACAGCCCGGACAGACAGGAUUGUGUAAACGAACCUUCGGUUCUGUGCUUAGACAAGGACCUGGGUCUGCUUACUGUCUAUUUCUUCAACCCCCGCCCAACCACUGAGCUCUUCUUCCCUGGAGUCAUCAGAGCUGCUGCCCGCCUGCUGUAUCACACAACUGUGGACGUGCUGAUGGACCCCCCCGGUGCCAAAGACACCAUCUUGCAGUCCAGCCCGCAGCCCAGUCUUCUGUACACAGUCGUAGUCAAGGAUGCUAAAAAUCUGAGCCCCAGUCCGCUGCGGGCCACCUCAGCCGGGACCCUUCCUACCUCUCUGUUCUCCACCAUCUUCCCUUUCCAUCUGAUCCUGGACCAGGACUUGGUUCUGGUACAGAUAGGACAUGGGCUCAGGAAGAGACUGACCAGGAAGGACGGACUGAGGCGGUCUGCUACCUUCCAGGAACACUUCUCUAUUGUCUCUCCCCAGAUCAGAUGCACCUUUCAGGGUAUUCUGACCAUGCUAAACACACAGUUUAUCAUUCGGAUCAAGCACGGAGUCUCCACCACAGAUAACACAGGGAAGCUCACGGACCUUAAAGGUCAGAUGAUCUACGUUUCCGAGUCCAACGCCAUCUUGUUCUUGGGCUCGCCGUGUGUGGACAAGCUGGAGGAGCUAACGGGCCGCGGCCUCUACCUGUCAGACAUCCCCAUUCACAACGCGCUGCGUGACGUGGUGCUGGUCGGCGAACAGGCCAAAGCCCAGGACGGCUUGAAGAAGCGGCUGGGGAAGGCCAAGGCGGCCUUGGAGCACGCUCACCGAGCCCUGGAGGAGGAGAAGAAGAAGACCGUGGACCUCCUGUUCUCCAUCUUCCCCGGCACGGUGGCGCAGCAGCUGUGGCAGGGCCAAACGGUCCAGGCCAAGAAGUUCGAGCGAGUCACGAUGCUCUUCUCCGACAUCGUGGGCUUCACGGCCGUCUGCUCGCGCUGCACCCCGAUGCAGGUGAUCACCAUGCUCAAUGAGCUGUACACCAGGUUCGACCACCACUGUGGAGAGCUUGAUGUUUACAAGGUGGAGACCAUUGGGGACGCGUAUUGUGUAGCUGGUGGCUUACACAAGGAGAGCGAGACUCACGCUGUCCAAAUAGCACUCAUGGCCUUAAAGAUGAUGGAGCUCUCAGACGACGUUAUGACGCCAACUGGAGAACCGAUACAGAUGCGUAUCGGCCUCCACACCGGUUCAGUGCUGGCUGGCGUCGUUGGGGUGAAGAUGCCGCGCUACUGUCUUUUCGGGAACAACGUCACAUUGGCCAACAAGUUUGAGUCCUGCAGCCAACCAGGAAAAAUCAACAUCAGCCCUACAACCCACAGAUCGCUGAAGGAUCGGCCAGAGUUUGUGUUCGUUCCCAGGAGCAGACAGGAGCUUCCGGCCAACUUCCCAGAGGACGUCCCUGGUGUUUGUUACUUUUUGGAGGCCUCCUCCAAAACUUCAAGACUGACUCUGAAAUGA
This is a messenger RNA of Chelmon rostratus (copperband butterflyfish), 2037 nucleotides long. It is a transcript of the gene gucy1a1, whose product is annotated as guanylate cyclase 1 soluble subunit alpha 1. The record is from RefSeq and is a predicted model, not a curated record. Gene Ontology annotation, molecular function: guanylate cyclase activity; heme binding. Bases 1 to 2037 code for a protein of 678 amino acids. Gene Ontology annotation, cellular component: guanylate cyclase complex, soluble. Lineage: Eukaryota; Metazoa; Chordata; Actinopteri; Chaetodontiformes; Chaetodontidae. The transcript has 8 exons. Gene Ontology annotation, biological process: response to oxygen levels; cGMP biosynthetic process.